CCACUAGCAGUCACAUUGAUUGUCACUUAUGACGACGAGCGACUCUUAACUCCACGAAUGUAUUCGAAGUGUCGUUUACGUGUGUAUAACAGAUGUACAGCCCACGUUUGCUAGCUAGCGUGCUAACAACAAGGCUCGUUUGGCUGACGUUGUGGGUUUACGCCGAACCCGGACCACGUUGUCCCCGAAAAUCCAUGUCCGAUACUGUACUGGCGUGACAAGUCGACGCGUACUCGGGAGUGGAUCGGAGGGGCGAGUCCGAGGAGUCGGGCGACGACGAGACCAGGAGGAAGAGCAUCAAUGGCGACAUGGAUCCAAAUCAGCCUCCCGCCACCAGUAAAGAAGAGUCACCCGUUGACAUGGACACCAUCACCUUGGACCCGGAUGAGGAGGAUGUUGACCUAGUUCACUGCCGUAUUGGAAAAAUUGAAGGACUGGGAGUGCUACAGAAAGCAAAAACCCUUUCCUUACGACAGAAUCUGAUCAAAAAAAUUGAAAAUCUCGACAGUUUGAGCUCACUGCGGGAACUCGAUUUGUAUGACAAUCAAAUCCGGAAGUUGGAGAACCUGAACAAGCUCAUGCAAUUGGAGCAGCUCGACGUGUCCUUCAACGUUCUGAGGAAGGUAGAAGGUUUGGAGCAGCUGACUCGGCUGAAGAAACUUUUUUUGCUUCACAACAAAAUCGGCAACAUCGCCAACCUGGGCCACCUCCCCUGUCUGGAAAUGCUAGAGCUGGGCUCCAAUCGCAUUCGCGUCAUAGAGAACCUGGAUACCCUCACGUCUUUGCAAAGCUUAUUCCUCGGCACCAAUAAAAUCACCAAGCUGCAGAAUAUGGACAGUUUACACAGCCUAACUGUGUUAAGCAUUCAGAGUAAUCGGAUUACUAAAAUGGAGGGUUUACAGAACCUGGUCAGCCUGCGAGAGCUCUACCUGAGCCACAAUGGCAUUGAGGUCAUUGAGGGCUUGGAAAACAAUAAAAAGCUGACGACUCUAGACAUCGCAGCCAACAGAGUGAAGAAGAUCGAGAACAUCAGCCAUCUAACAGAGCUACAGGAGUUCUGGAUGAACGACAACCAGAUCGACAACUGGUCGGAUCUGGACGAGCUGAAGAAUGCCAAAUCCCUGGAGACUGUCUACCUGGAGAGAAACCCCCUGCAGAAGGACCCACAGUAUCGGCGAAAGAUCAUGCUGGCUCUGCCUAGUGUGCGCCAGAUCGACGCCACCUUCAUCCGCUUUUAAACAUGCAGUACGGUAUACUGUAAUGCCGUCCACUUCAGUGUUGCAACCCCCCCCCCCCCCCCACCCUCACCCCACACACACACCUGCCACACCUCCAGCCGUCACUCACCGAAUCCUUUUUCCUUUCCAUAUACAUAAUAUAGAGUGCAACGUGAAAGUCACCCAUGUCUGCACUUAUCUGCAACUCCAUCCGUGAGUUGGAAACGUAUUUAUUUAUGCCACUGGAAAUUAACUGAAGUAAUUUCAAAUCCAUCACUUUCCUAUUGUUGAUCGUGCACAGCAACAUAUUUGUCACAUUUCGAAAGAUCCAAAGGGAAGAGGGAACACUCACAAAAACAGUGCUACCUUGACUUAAGAUUAAAAAAAAGUCUCACAAUGAUGAAAUUCCCACUUCACAGCAGCAAAAUUAUGAGAGGGAGAAGUACAAGAACAAAAUAAAUAGGAGCUGCUGGAAAGGCAGCCACUCUCGCGGCGCCAUCCUGCAGUCAAAAUAACACAAGAAAACACCUAAGACACAGUCAUGCAAUCUUAAUCACUUUUCCUGCAUACACUUUGUUGCUUGAAGCAGUUAUAGAUGAAAGAGGAGAGGAUCAAAGUGUCCUUUCACCAGUGGAUCAGAGAUGCUGAAAAUGUGCACAUGUCUGCUACAAGCUAAGUUUUGAAAGCCAACACAAAGCUGUAGUGUCCAUUGAUGGAAAGAGAUUGGCUCACAUCUCCUGUCCCACGUCAUCCACUUCAACUCCAAGCCGUGGAACUCGCAGUCCCACAUCCGCAUUAGGCGCCCUGCGCUGACGCUCUUUUCUUCUCAUCGUCGGCUCCUCAAGCCUUGACCUACAAGCCACUUGACCUACCUUGACCGUUAUCACUUUGGCCUGAUAUACACAAAGACAAUCAGGCCGUUAUUAUCCAGAUUUUAGCCACUUCCCGACCAAGGAUGUCAAGUACUAGACUAUCUUAUAUCUUAUUAGAUAGUAAGAUUAUCAUUUCAUCUCAAUGUGUUAAGCAUGCAUUUGUCCCUAUAAUAGUGUCUACAAUAAUGUUGUCUUAAAUAUUAAACGUUUUCAGUUGGUUGCGGUAAAUAAAACAAUGCCACCUGCCCAAUGUCAUCUUUGGAAUGAAAGUGGGUUUCCGAAAUAUUUUCUAAAGCAGGUCUUUUUUGCCAUCAUGGCUCCCUUUGGUCCUCUGGAAACACUUGGGUAACAUUGGCCCAUAUCCCUAAGUGUCUAUUCUUUGUUAUGCUUCGUCUUUUUGUUUUCAUUUGUUUUUCUUUUUGGUUACGAGUGAGCUUCAAAUAUGCUGCCACUGGAGUGAAGGGAAAACAAAAAAGCAAAUAAGGUAUUGUAAUUCUGUGGCAUGUGGGCAAGAAGAGACAAAGUCAAAGGAGCUGCUGUCGGCCGCAACCCAGAUGUUCAUCCACAGGAUAACUGACUCAAGCUUGUGAUGUCAUUCAAUAGGCUAUGCCCAUCAAAGGGACACAUUCAACUCUUAUUAAAAUGUUGUAUAAACAAUUGUGCUUGGUGGCUACUGAAUUCAUGACUAUUCAUUUCAAUGAGGAAUGCUGAUUUGACAUGAGAGGAAAAGUGAAAAACAAUUGUAAAAGUUAUAAGUCAAGGUAGCACUGCACUACAAGCUGGGCCAAAAGUAGGUAUGCACUUGGAAAGUGAUUCAACAUACAUUCAGUUUUUUUUCUGUGACAUAUUUUCUGAUCGCCAUCCUUCAGAGUUGCUCUUUAUUCUUAUAUCCUAUCUUCCUCCUGUCGAUUAAACCAGCUUUUCUGCCUUUUUUUCCUGACAUCAGUCCUUUCUGACCUCAGUCUGACCUUUCUUCCCCUCAAACAAAGGCAUCAUUUUCUUCCUCACCUUCAUCCUUCCCUAAACCUUCCUUCCAUCAUGCCUGUUUUUUCAUUCAUGCAUUAUUUGCAUAUCAUUCCAAAUCCACACGGUAUUUCCUUCACAUGCUUUUCUGCCCUCGCUCCCUUCCUAUAGUCUCAGAUAUGCUUCCUCACUUGGUCACUCCCAUCAUUACUACUUCGCUGCCUUCCUCUCUUUGGCACCUGUCCAAUAAUACUUUAGAAUUUACGUUCUUUUUUUCUUGGUUCAAUUUAUUUAACAUAUGUGGUACAUUUUAAAAAAAAUUCAACAAAAAAAAAACAUUUUCAUAUAAUAAGAGUAUUCCUACUUUUUGCCCUCCUUGUAUAUCCCGUAUUUGAGCUUAUUGAAAACACUCCCAAAGUAGGCAUUAAACCUUUUUAUCGGAAGAUGCAUGUUUUGAAACUUAAUUGCAAAUUUCAUGUGUAUGUUUUUAAAAUAAUUUAUAGCAAAACGCGCCGAAUGUCCCCCAGUCUUGUCUCGUCCAUCUUACGACUGAGUGACACCUCUAUCGUCAAGUAAAGCUUACAAGAAUGUAACAUCUGUCUAGGAUGGUAAAUAAUCUUUUUUUAUUUUUGUUUUAGUGUGUGUGUAAUACUGAUCACAGCUUUGUUUCUUUUGCUUGUUCCAUUGUCAGAUUUGUUUGGAGUGCUUCACAAAGGUUUUUACUGGUUUACCUCGACCUCAGAGACGGAUGACAGUUUAUAGAUGCUGCAGUGACACUUUCUGUAUUAUUUAUUGACAGUUGCACUCAACUAAAAAAAGCUGGGGGGCUGUUUGUGUGGUGAUCUCUUGUAAAAGUGAGAGCACUUGAUUUGAUCCAUGUAUACAUUCAAAGAAAUAAUGAGUUGAUUUUGUUUUUUAAUGGAGUUAAGAAGUUAUACACCUCGUAGAUAUUAUUUUACACUUGGUUUUAAGGAAAUACAAUGACAAAUAAUGACGUGAAAGAGUCUGUUUUGCCGUGACCUGAAGUGGUUCGAAUCAAGUGAUCUUAAAUUGUCAAUGAAACAGUAAACCGAUAUACUAUUUGUUGUUUAAAUAAUCUACAUCACAGGGUUUUUGGACUUGAAAUGGAAUGUAUUAUGCAAACAACAAUAAAUGUAUAGUACUACUACUUAUUAAA
Messenger RNA from Hippocampus zosterae (dwarf seahorse), 4229 nucleotides. RefSeq names its product protein phosphatase 1, regulatory (inhibitor) subunit 7 (gene ppp1r7). The record is from RefSeq and is a predicted model, not a curated record. Gene Ontology annotation, molecular function: protein binding. Lineage: Eukaryota; Metazoa; Chordata; Actinopteri; Syngnathiformes; Syngnathidae. The transcript is spliced from 10 exons. Bases 309 to 1238 code for a protein of 309 amino acids.